AUGCAGGAGCUCCGCAGAGUGCGCUCAGGCAUCCUGGGAGAGAAGGACAACAUGGUGACUAUGCACGAUGUACUGGAUGCACAGUGGCAGUAUGACAACAACAAGGAUGACAGCUACCUGCGAAGAGUUAUCCUGCCGUUGGAGAAACUGCUGACCUCGCACAAGCGGCUAGUCAUGAAAGACAGUGCGGUUAAUGCCAUUUGCUAUGGAGCCAAGAUCAUGCUGCCUGGUGUCCUGAGAUAUGAAGAUGGUAUUGAGCUUAAUCAGGAGAUUGUUGUGAUCACCACGAAAGGAGAAGCUAUCUGUCUAG
Molecule: messenger RNA, 310 nt
Organism: Opisthocomus hoazin
Lineage: Eukaryota; Metazoa; Chordata; Aves; Opisthocomiformes; Opisthocomidae
Source: RefSeq, a predicted model, not a curated record